AUGGCGACACCACGGUCACCAGCACAUGGAGAGGACGACGACUUCGGUGAGGAAUGGGCCCACGACCUGCGGCUGCGCUUCGAGCAGAUGCUGUCGACCCGUCGGUUGAAUCACAUCAGCCAGGCACGCUCACGGCACGGCUCACUAUCACCACGAGAGGCCACUUCGACCAGCGACCUCCGUACCCUUUCGGCCAGCCCAGUAGAUACGGCACGCCCGUCCACCUCCUAUGGCGGCGACCAAAGUCACCACGUUUUUGGUUUUCCUGGUGGCAGCGGCCCGUCGUCUUCUUCCUCUAGUGCGCAUCUGCCUCCGACACCACCGGCCUACUCUUCGCUGCGCAACCUUCCGAUGAUCCCCCGGGCACCAAGUCCGAACGACCGGGCUGAACAGCAGUUUCGGAGCCUGCUCGUCACCCUGUCCACAACGCCGCUCAAGUACGAGAACCCGGGCUUGCUGGACGAGGCGCUGCAGGUGAUUCCCCUGGAUCGCAUAUACAGCGAAGCCGACGAGGAGAGCCAGGUGUUUUGUGCCGCAGCCGAAAGCAUGGGCGACGGCCGGAAACCGGAAUGGGGCUACCAGGACUGCGUCAUCCGCGCCCUACUAAGAUGGUUCAAGCGGUCCUUCUUCACAUGGGUCAACAGUCCGCCAUGCUCCGUGUGCUAUUCGCCUACCAUCGGCCGGGGCAGCACGCACCCGACGCCCGAGGAAAGCGCAUACGGCGCUCUGCUGGUCGAGGCGUACCAGUGCGCAAACCCCGCCUGCGGCGCCUACGAGCGCUUCCCCCGGUACAGCGAUGUAUGGAGACUGCUGAAGACCCGACGCGGACGGUGUGGCGAGUGGGCCAACUGCUUCAGCAUGCUGUGUCGUGCCGUCGGCGGCCGCGUGCGGUGGGUGUGGAAUGCGGAGGACCACGUGUGGACGGAAGUCUACUCAAGCCACCAGAAGCGAUGGGUGCAUGUAGACGCAUGCGAGGAAGCCUGGGACAACCCGCGGCUAUACACCGACGGCUGGGGCAAGAAGAUGUCCUACUGCAUCGCCUUCUCGAUUGAUGGCGCCACCGACGUGACCCGCCGCUAUGUUCGGAAAAGCGAGCACUCGCUAGAGCGCAACAAGAGCCCGGAGGCCGUCCUGCUGUACAUCAUGCAGGAAAUCAAGAAUCUACGCCGUGCCAACGUGAGCAAGGACGAGCGAUUCCGGCUGGAGAAGGAGGACUCGCUGGAGGACCGCGAGCUGCGGCAGUACGUGGUCAACUCCAUCGCCCAGGCGGUGACACGGCUGGUGCCCGGUGCCGUUGCCGGGUUAGAAAGCAGCCACCGACGGCCAGACAACAUGGACGACGCCAAGCUGCCUGCCGAGCUGCCGGUUCGCCAGAGCGGCAAUGCCGAGUGGGUGUCUGCGCGCGGUGAGAAUGGCCGGCGGCAACAGCCGCAGCAUCCAUCCCCACAGCCGCCACACGGCCCUCAAGACCCAACAUUCCGCGGAUUCCGGUGA
Messenger RNA from Grosmannia clavigera kw1407, 1494 nucleotides. RefSeq names its product peptidase. Gene Ontology annotation, biological process: protein quality control for misfolded or incompletely synthesized proteins; protein deglycosylation; glycoprotein catabolic process. The transcript is spliced from 2 exons. Gene Ontology annotation, molecular function: peptide-N4-(N-acetyl-beta-glucosaminyl)asparagine amidase activity. Bases 1 to 1494 code for a protein of 497 amino acids. The record is from RefSeq and is a predicted model, not a curated record. Gene Ontology annotation, cellular component: cytosol; nucleus. Lineage: Eukaryota; Fungi; Ascomycota; Sordariomycetes; Ophiostomatales; Ophiostomataceae.